Messenger RNA from Dibothriocephalus latus, 204 nucleotides. The record is from the annotation of a GenBank genome assembly. NCBI's taxonomy places the organism in Eukaryota, Metazoa, Platyhelminthes, Cestoda, Diphyllobothriidea, Diphyllobothriidae.
AUCACCAAUAGCCUUGUGUCUCAACGGCUGAAACCGAUCCGCAGAAGCAAAGGCUCAGUCCACCAGAGCAACUCUUUCACAGACCUCAAGGCACUAAAUGGUCGACCAGGUGCCGGUAGUGGUGGCGGUGGUGGAGGCGCCAGGCCCCUGUUCGACUUUUUCCGUGACGAUCUUAUGCUGGACCGCAAGCAGGCGCCUCAUAGU